Messenger RNA from Schistosoma turkestanicum, 1964 nucleotides. The record is from the annotation of a GenBank genome assembly. Lineage: Eukaryota; Metazoa; Platyhelminthes; Trematoda; Strigeidida; Schistosomatidae.
AUGGAUUCUUCAUCGUCUAAAUCACAAGAAAUACAACAAUCAUUAAAAAGUCUUAAAAAGAAUAUUGAUUCUAUCACAAAACAGAUUAAUGAAUUAAAUCAUGAACGUGAAAAAUUACAAGCGAAAUAUAAUGAAUUAAAAUCUCAAUUGACUACAGCUCGUGUACAAGAAAUUUCCAAUUCUCAAAGUGCAUCAUCAUCUGAAUACAAUGCUGAAGCAUUAUUUCCAUGGACUUCAGAAGUGAAUCGUGUAAGAAAAGAGAUUUUUCAAAUAUCUGAAUUUCGUCCUUUACAAAUAACAGCAAUUAAUGCACUCUUAGAUGGUCGUGAUGUAAUUUUAGUAAUGCCUACAGGUGCAGGCAAAAGUUUAGUAUAUCAAUUACCUGCAUUAAUUAAUAUUAAUGCUUUCAAAGUGAAUGGACAAUGUCGUGGUUCAGUGACAUUAGUGAUUAGUCCAUUGGUUUCAUUAAUGAUUGAUCAAUCGAUCAACUUGACCAGAUAUCAUCUUGAACCAGAUACAAUAGCAGUUUUAGAUGCGAAUACACCAUUACCGGAACAACGUCGAAUUCUUUCGUUACUUGCAGAAAAACCAAACAAAACAAACAUUUCAUCAUCAACAUCCAGCUUACGUUUAUUAUAUGUGACUCCAGAGAAAUUAGCUAAAAGUAAAUUACUACUAAAUCGUUUAGAGAUGGCUUAUUCAAUGAAUCGAUUAGCUUGUAUAGCUAUCGAUGAAGUACAUUGUGCUAGUCAAUGGGGUCAUGAUUUUAGACCGGAUUAUAAAUUUCUCCAUGUAAUACGACGUCAAUUUCCAAAUGUUCCUAUUAUUGGUUUAACUGCAACUGCAUCCACUGAAAUAAUUGUCGAUGUACAAAAUAUGUUAGGUCUUAAUAUGGAUAAAUGUUUAGUAUUAAGAACUAGUUAUAAUCGUGAAAAUUUAAAUUAUUAUGUUAAACCAGUCAGUGGAUCUAUAAAAGCAUGUAUUGGUAAUUUAUAUGAAUUAAUCAACAAAAAUUAUACGAACCAAUCAGGCAUUGUGUAUUGUUUUUCUCAAAAAGAUACUGAAGAUGUUUCUUCAGAGUUAAACAACUUUGGAUUAAAGACAGCUCCAUAUCAUGCUAAUUUAGAUUUUAAUUAUCGAUCCAGAGUUCAUUCUGAUUGGAUUUAUGGAAAAAUUCAAGUAAUUAUUGCCACUGUAGCUUUUGGUAUGGGUAUUGACAAGGCGGAUGUUCGUUUUGUAAUACACUUUUCUUCAAGUAAAAGUUUAGAAAAUUAUUAUCAAGAAUCAGGUAGAGCUGGACGUGAUUCAAAUUCGGCCGAUUGUAUUUUAAUGUGGCGUUUUUCCGAUCUAUUUCGUUUAGCUAGUAUGGUAUCAUCUGAACGAACAGGAAUCAGUAAACUUUAUCAAAUGAUUGAAUAUUGUAUUGAUCCUGAUAAAUGUAGACGUUAUUUAAUUUCGAAAAAUCUUGGUGAUGCUUCUUGGUCGGUUGAUGAUUGUAAAAAUGCUUGUGAUAAUUGUCAACGUAAAAGUUCAAACGUAUCCCGCUUAAUUCAAUUAAAAACCGCGGAACUAUUCAAUGCAACAAAACAAAUACUAUAUGAUCAAAGUUUAACAAAACAAGAACGAAUAACUGGUCCUAAAUUAAUUGAUCUUAUGACUUGUAAUAAACAAAUACAAUUGAUUAGUCAAAAAUUAUUCAAUCAACAAAAUCAAACAAAACCAGAAAAUCGUCAAUUCUAUGAAGAUUUUAUAUCUUGGUGUUUAAUUAAACAAUAUUUAAAAUUAGAUUUUCAUUUUACACCAUAUUCAACAGUUUGUUAUAUUGUAAUCAAUGAUCAAUAUUCCAUUGGUGAGGAUGAUGAUGAACACAUUGAAUUCAUGCCGUAUGCAUUGACAAUGAAAAAAGAUUUCAUGCAAAAGAAUAAAAUUAUCAAUGAGUGUUCUCAUACAGACAAUGAUGUUAA